Molecule: messenger RNA, 1078 nt
Organism: Tribolium madens (black flour beetle)
Lineage: Eukaryota; Metazoa; Arthropoda; Insecta; Coleoptera; Tenebrionidae
Gene: Pino
Product: protein pinocchio
Exons: 4
Coding region: 283-738 (151 amino acids)
Source: RefSeq, a predicted model, not a curated record
UAUGUCGAAACGCCAGUUGUUGACCAUUUCGAGUUGCAACUGCAGCACUUUUUCGCAAAGAAAAUCGCAUUACUCGUUUAAAAAUCGACUAUUUUCCUCACGUUAUCUCGUAAUCUCGCGACUUUCGAUAAUACCACCGUUCGAUUUUAAAAGUCUUCGACCUGAAUGGCAUUUCAUUCCAGUCGCUGGUGCAUCUAGUCGACUGCUCGCGUGUGUGUGUGUGUGUCUGAGUGCAACCAACACAAAGAAAACACCAAAAGCCACAUUUCUACCACAGAAAAGAUGUUGCGAGUUGAAAGUAACACGAAACUUGAGGGAUUCACCGAGUUUGAGGAAGACAUCUUGUUCGACGAAGAUGAUCCCGAUUUUCAAGCCGUUCCUCUGAUGCUAGUUCGCAAAAAGAUGUCUUUGGCGAGCGUCCAUCCUGCUGGACUUCAUUCCAAUCAUAGUUCUUUGACGCACAGUUUGGACGAUCUGCGCGAGGGCCCCCAAGUGCUGACAAUCGAGGAAUUGCGUCUCCAGAUGACCACCUGUUUCACUUGUGGCGUGUCGUGGAGUGACAGUCAUGUGUCACUCGAUUGCUCCGAAUGCGGGGGCUACGCCCUCGAACGGCCGUGUCCCGAGUGCGAAGGGGGCUGCGGGGCUGUCUGGAAGAGGGAUCUCAGCAUGUCGCACGCGAGCAGUAAAGCCCGUUGGCAGGGAAAGUGCGAGAAAAACAAGAAAGAGACUAACUCAUGACGCCAUUUUACCAUUUAAUGGCCUUUUUCUAAUAUAAUUAAACAGGGUGGACUGAUUUAUUUAUUGGGGAAAUUCGAUUUGAAAGUCACCCCAAGUUUAGUUAUAUAUUUUUUUUCGACUGAAUCUUGGCGCAAAAUUUCAAACAUCACCUAGAAUUCAGCGGUUUAGGUGUGGUUUUGCUUGUUUUAUAUUAAAACUAAAUUUAUAAAGUUUAGGCAAAUUGUACUUGUAUGGAACGUUGAUAUUAUAGAUUUUAUUCAAAUAAAUUACAUUUCUUUUCCAAUGACUGAUGUAAUAAUUGUAAGGUCUUAAAUUAAUUAAAUAAACUUGCCUAGUAUUA